Dryobates pubescens (Downy woodpecker) is the source of this 2921-nucleotide messenger RNA. It is a transcript of the gene HPS1, whose product is annotated as HPS1 biogenesis of lysosomal organelles complex 3 subunit 1. Gene Ontology annotation, molecular function: guanyl-nucleotide exchange factor activity. The transcript is spliced from 18 exons. Lineage: Eukaryota; Metazoa; Chordata; Aves; Piciformes; Picidae. Gene Ontology annotation, cellular component: BLOC-3 complex. Gene Ontology annotation, biological process: vesicle-mediated transport; melanosome assembly. Bases 71 to 2173 code for a protein of 700 amino acids. The record is from RefSeq and is a predicted model, not a curated record.
AGCAGGAAGCGGCGCGGGGCGGGCGGAGGCGCGCGGUCCCGGUGCCCCCCACUGCUGCCCGGGCUGGGCCAUGCGGUGUAUCCUCAUCGCCAGCACUGCGGCCGAGCUGCUCUUCUACUGGGCCGAUGCCGCUUUCCUCCGCCGGCUGCGGACGCCCCACGCCGGGCAGGGCCCGGCGCUGGAGGACAGCCUCAACACCCUCUUCGCCCCCCUCAUCAUCUCCUGCGCGGCACUGCUGGAGAAGCUUGCUGACACCUACACCUGCUUCACUACCGAGCAUGAGCAGCACCUCCACGUUCUGCACAUGUUUGGGGACUGCCUGUACAUCGCAGUGAAUGGUGACGGGACAGAGAGUGAGGACGACCUGCGCCGGACCCUCUUUGUGCUGCGGCGCAUGGUGGAGGCUCACUACGGACUGGUUGCACUUGACUCCCAUCUGGUCCGCAAGGAGUUGCGUCCAGCUGAUUCGGAGCAGCGGGAACGUGUCUGGAGCCUGCUGCGGGGCCUGCUGGAGACCUACAGCUACCUGCGGGAGGAGGACCAGAGCUUUGCAGUGGAGGCUGUGGAGCGGCUGAUCCACCCUCAGCUGUGUGAGCAGUGCAUCGAGUUCCUGGAGAGGCAGGUGGUGCAGUACAUCAACACCAGCCCCGAGCGUGGUGGGGAUGAGGUGGGGCACGCCUUUCUCCUGGUACAUACCAAGCUGCUGGCCUUCUACUCCAGCCGCAAUGCCAGCUCCAUCCGCCCUGCUGACCUGCUCGUCCUCAUCCUCCUGGUGCAGGACCUGUACCCUAGCCAGAGUGCUGAGGAAGAGCUUGGCCCCCAGCCUUCUGCAGGGAAUGUGCCCCUCCAGGGGCCGAAGAGAAGUGAGAGCAUUCCUGUGAGUGGUCUUGGCUCCCACAAUACUGUGGAGAAGGACUUGGAUGAUCAGGACACAGACGAUCAGUCUGUGUCAGAGGUUUACUACACACCUGAGCCCUCGCCAGGCAGGCAGAGCACAGGCAGUGAGAGCUGGUCAGAGGGUGCUGAGAUGCUGAGCACUGGGGAGGCAGACUCUGCAGACGUCCAGAUGGCAGAGGACUUGUUGCAGACCUUGGGGCCUCUUGUCCCUGAAGCUUCAAACCCCCGAAGAAUCUUCCUGGAUGCCAACCUGCGGGAAGGUUACUGCCCCUUGCUGCCACACACCAUGCACUGCCUCCCCCUCUGGCCAGGCAUCUCUCUUGUCCUCCUGACCAAGGGUCCCACAACUCAGGUGGCCAUCACUUUGUAUCAGCUGCUGGAUGGUUUCUUGGUGUUGGAGAGGAAGCUGGAAGAGGGGCCAGAGGCAGGAUCCCCACGCUCCUACCCGUUCCUUGCAGAGCUUCGGCAGCGCAUGGACAAGUUUGUGAAGAAACUGAGUGGGCAGGACAUUCAGUUGCAGAACUCCUGGGUAGACUUCAAGAACAAGAUAUUUUCCAGGAGUGAGCCUGGCAACUCCCUGGAGCUGCUGCAGGCAGUGACCAAUGUGAAGCGUCAGCUCUGUUCUGUGUACCGCCGGCUCUUCCUGGCCUCCAGCAGCCACAGCCUGUCCCAGGGGCUGCGCGCCCGCACGCAGAAGCUCAUGAGGGAGAAGCUGCUGGACUGGAGGGACUUCCUGCUGGUGAAGAGCAGGCGCAAUAUCACCAUGGUGUCGUACCUGGAGGACUUUCCUGGCCUGGUGCACUUUAUCUAUGUGGACCGCACAGCUGGGCAGAUGAUGGCACCGUCACUCACCAUGACAGAGAAGUCCAGCUCAGAGCUAGGCAAGGCCCCCCUGGCCACCUUCAUCAAGAGGAAGGUCUGGUCCCUGAUUGCACUGGCCAGGAGAUACUUACAGAAGGGCUACACAACACUCAUGCUGCAGGAUGGUGACUACUGCUGCUCCUACUUCCUUUGGUUUGAGAAUGAGGUGGGCUACAAGCUGGAAGUGAUAGAGGUGCCGGUUCUCUCUGAUGAUUCUGCUCCCAUUGGGAUGCUGGCAGUAGACUACUACAGGAAGCUGCUGCGUUACUACAGCAAGAGCCACCAGGCAGAGAUGGUGAAAUGCUACGAGCUGCUGACUGUACACUUGGGCAUCAUCCCCUCCGAGCUUGUGGUCCAGCAGGCCUGUGACUUAGCCCGGCGCCUCUGGGAGCCCUCCCGCAUCCCUCUGCUCUGAGAUGUCUCCAGCUACCUCGGGACCAGGAUUAAAGUGGGUGCCUGGGUGUGCCCAGCACCUGGGCUGUUUUCUGGGUGUCUGCACACUGUUGGCUAUGUCUGCAGGCAGGCACGAGCAGCCUUGCUUUCCUCCAGCCUGUCUGGGACUAGCACUGCCUGCCUCCUGCUUCCCAGCAGCCUCCAAGGACAAUCAGAGAGUGGGGCUGAGAGGUAGCUGGCAAAUCACCAUCUUGCUGAAAAAUACAUUUCUAAAGCAGGAUUUAUAUCACAGGCCUGGCAUUGCCACUAGGCUAUGGCCAGAGAACAAAAUGGUGUAGGCAGGUCUGCAUGGAGGAAUGGCCCAGGGUGUGUCACUCUCCUCCCUCAUCCCCACAUACAGGGUGCUUGGCCCUCAGGGGCUUGGCAUGCUCUGGAGAAGUACAGCCUGUCCUGCACCUCCUUCCCCAUGCUCAGACGUUCAGGCAUCAUUCAGCUCAGUUGAGCUCAGCUGUGAACAGGGAGUAAAGCCAAGCUAGCUAAUACGUUUCCUGGGCAUGGGUGGGCUUGGCGCAUGUGCAAACCCCGUGGGCAUAGCUGGGGAUGAGGCCAUCCCCAAGGGACUCUGGCAGACACUGCCCCUUUUCAGUCUGUGCUGGUCACUGGGGCUGAGAAUGGUAGUUCAGAGAGCACUGGACCAUGGCAAAGCCUUUGCCCUGUCCUGAUGGGCAAGAAUUUGCCCUUCUGAGCAAGACUGCUUGGUUUGGGUCAAG